ACAUUCCUGUACGCUCGUUGGAGGGCCGUGCGUAAAAAUUCAAUUGAUAAUGAGCCAUAGUAUGACUAAGUGAAAAGAUUACGUGUAUUACGAAAUAAUAGUAGUAGAGUAUCUAUAAUCAGUAUUUUAUAGUUGUCGACAUGGUAGACUUUUCCAGCCUAGGUACUUCGGCAAUGAUAUACUUCCGAGCCUUUUUCAUACCGGAUAAUGGACUCUACUCUCGUCAGAAAUGGAUUCUUGGCCUUAUAAAUUUAGCUGCUGUAGUAUUAUUUUGGGUAAUGUCAAGUUUCUUAGUUAAUAGUUUAGUAGAAGAUGAUACUUAUAGAAAACCAUUUUGGAUAACAUAUAUUAAUACUGGAUGUUUUAGCUUUUAUCUUAUAUCAUAUUUAAAAUUUGAGAAAUUAUCUAUUAAACAAUUUAUUGAGAAAAUGAAACAAGAUUAUGAUAAUAGAAAUAUUAGAGUACUAAAGCAUGAAGAUGAAGAGAAUUUAGUAUCAGAAUAUGGUUCUAAUGAUAAUCUUGCUGGACUUCAAACUCAAGCUGAAUCAGUUCUACAAGUUAUUGAUUCUAAUACUUAUGUUAAUGAACAAGAAAUUGGUAUUUAUGAGACCAUGACAUUAUCUAUUCAAUUCAUUGUAUUAUGGUUUUCUGCUAAUUUGGUUACUAAUGCUUCAUUAUCUUAUACUUCGGUAGCUUCUCAAACCAUAUUAUCAUCAACUUCAUCAUUCUUUACUAUGAUAAUUGGAUAUUUAUAUUCUGUUGAAAAAAUUAAUCAGAAUAAGCUUGUAGGUAUAUUAUUAAGUUUUACUGGUGUUUUAAUUGUUACUAAGAUUGAUGUAUCAGAUGAUAAUCCUAAUAAUAAAGUAUCUAAUUUACUAGUUUUAUGGGGUAAUGCACUUGCAUUAUCUGGGGCUUUAAUUUAUGGAAUCUAUACUAUCUUAUUAAAACAUAAGAUUACUAUAAAGAAUUCUCAUAAGGAAAGAAAUCUUAAUACUCAUCUAUUCUUUGGAUUUGUUGGGUUAUUUUGUUUGGUAUUCUUAUGGCCCAUAAUUAUAAUAUUACAUUUUACAAAAGUAGAAGUAUUUGAAUUACCUCCAACUUCUCAAGUUACUUAUGUAUUACUACUUAAUGCUUUUGUAACAUUUAUUAGUGAUUUCUGUUGGUGUCGUGCAGUACUCUUAACAAGUCCAUUAACAGUUACCGUAGGAUUAUCUAUGACAAUACCGUUGGCAAUGGUAGGAGAUUGGUUACUAAAAGAAUUUGUCUUAAACUGGUGGUACGUUUUCGGAGCCAGUGUAGUAACCAUUGGAUUUUUAAUCAUCAAUAAAGACGAAGAGGAAGACUUUGUAACAGACAGCUAGAUAGACUAU
Molecule: messenger RNA, 1370 nt
Organism: Scheffersomyces amazonensis
Lineage: Eukaryota; Fungi; Ascomycota; Pichiomycetes; Serinales; Debaryomycetaceae
Exons: 1
Coding region: 141-1361 (406 amino acids)
Cellular component (GO): fungal-type vacuole membrane
Source: RefSeq, a predicted model, not a curated record